CGCAAAACCAGUACCGGGCUCCUGGUGAGCACAGGUUGUCUCUCCUGAUCGCACCGUGCGUCUCCCGCUGCUGGUGCUUGGGAUGCUGUAUCCUGCAUAUUACUCAUACAAAGCUGUGAAGACAAAAAAUGUGAAGGAAUAUGUUCGCUGGAUGAUGUAUUGGAUUGUGUUUGCUCUUUAUACAGUUACUGAAACAAUAACUGACCUAACAGUCUCUUGGUUUCCACUGUACUAUGAACUGAAGAUAGCUUUUGUUAUUUGGCUCCUUUCCCCAUAUACUAGAGGGGCAAGUUUAAUCUACAGAAAAUUUCUUCACCCGCUGCUUUCUUCUAAAGAAAGGGAGAUUGACGAGUACAUCGUACAGGCCAAAGAAAGAGGCUAUGAGACCAUGGUGAAUUUUGGAAGGCAAGGGUUGAAUUUGGCAGCAACUGCCGCAGUGACAGCAGCUGUAAAGAGUCAAGGUGCAAUAACUGAGAAACUGAGAAGUUUCAGUAUGCAUGAUUUGACUACUAUACAAGGAGAUGAGCCAGUAGGACAGAGACCCUAUCAGACAUUACCAGAAGCAACAAAGAAAACCAGAGCCUCUGCAAGUGAAUCUUCAGGUUACAAAACUCCACUGGAAAAAAAUCCUGGAGAUGAUAAAACAGAUGAAGAGAUGGAGGGGACACAUUCAGAGGAUGAAAUGUUUGCUCAGAGAGGCCUUCGAAGAACUCAGAGCAUGAAAUCUGUGAAAACUAUUAAAGGCCGUAAAGAGAUACGGUAUGGAUCACUGAAAUACAGAGUAAAGAAGAGACCCGCUGUAUACUUCUAAGUGUAUUGUACAAUGCCUGCAAGACAAACUGCUGUAUUAUAAUAACUUGAAUUCAGUGUGUUAAGUGUUAAAGAUCUGUGUAUGAUUCAUAUAAUGAGUAUGUAUGAAUAGCUAUGGUAGGACUUGGUUUUAUGAACCUAAAUGGUUGGAUAAAGUAUUACUCUGCUUUUCUGUAAUUGCUUAUUGUUUAGACUUAAAUCUGGACAAGUUAUAGUAUGAAUUUCAGCACUCCUUAAAUAGGAGUUAAAUGAGGAACAGGAAACAGCCUUUUUCCAGAGGUAUUGAACAGACUGAAAUAAUUACAACUCCAGUUGAAUUAGCAGAAGUUGUAAGUAUUUGGAACUUGUCAAAAUCGAACCCGUAGUGUCCCCAAGUUUACAUGGAAAGAUAGUUACACUUGAAAUAUUUUUCUGAACUACAAUUCCUGAAAAGGCCUUUGUGUAAUUUAAAAAUUUAUAGUUUAAAGGACAGUGGAUGAUGGUGGGGAAGGAAAAGGGAAGACAAGGUAGAUACGGUACGUCCUUAAGAUCAUCUUCUUGCAUCAUAUUGCCAAGCUUAAGAAACUUACAUAAUACUAAUAGGUGCAAACUGGGGGUACAUUUAGCACUUUAUGCAAAACUGUAUAGUUUUGCACACUUACCGAUUUACAGCUGCACAUGUAAUUUUAGUGACUUCUUAGGUAGGUUAGACUUAUCUUUUGAAUGCCAGCAAUUCUUGUAUUUCAUGAUCUUUUUUAAACUUACCUUGAUUGCUUAAGUACACUUAGGAUGCUGUAGAGAACUGCUACUAACACUUAACAAUAUUAUCAGGUGCCUUUCUAUGUAUUGCAAGGCUUUGUGGUUUUUUCUCGUGUGUGUUUUUUUGUGGUUUUUUUUGUUGUUGUUGUUGUUGUUGUUGUUUUGUUUGUGUCUUUCUUCCUUCUUCACCUACAGAGAUGUAACAUGAUUUAAGUUAGUUUUUGGUUAAAAUUGUGGUAAGGAAAACUUGUAGCAAUUCCAGUGAUAGACCUCAGGGAUCUGAUCAGCCCAUCGGCUGUGUAUUAGAAAUCAUGCUGACAUGAAGGCAUGUAUGAUACAUUAUUCAGGCCCUGGUUUGGUUUUGCUGUGCAUUGCUUUAAGAAUGAAAAUAUAUAUAUAAGAACAUGCAUGUGUGUAUAUUUCUUAUCAUAUGUGGAUUCUAAAAUUGGCUGUGUAGUACUUUCUUUUAUUGCUAAAGAAUUACUAAAAUAUUUACAUAUAAAUAGCUUUUUCUAAAAGUCUAGCUGAUUUAGUCAGCCGUUUUAUAACCUAGAGUCCCAUGGCAUAACUGUUUGCACAGAGAUUAAAUUUGGAAUGUCAUUCAAGGCAGGGACUUGUCGAAAUGACUUUUUGAGGUCCCCUUUGCUUCUAUUUUCUGCAAUUCUGAGGAUUAGGCUGAUUUUAGUUUUCUGUGUGACUAUAUUUCUACUGGAGAUUCAGGGAGAAAACACCCACUUUUCAUAGAUAGUAUUUUAUUACUUGGCAUGGGGAGAGAUGGUGUUACUUUUCUUGAAAAGAAAAUGGGGUGCGAUCCCUCUUAUCCUUCGAUCUUGGACUCCAAUCCUUAGACCUUCCUCCAGGUAUGACAGUUAUCUGCAAGUCUACUGCAGCGCUUUUAAACAUAUUCUUAAGGCUUGAGCUUGCUGCAAUUCUUUUUCUUUAUGUUACAGCUAUAGUGGGUUCACUGCUGGUAGGCACUUAAUGGCCUGUUAAUAUAUACUGGCAUUUGAAGCAAUCUUCUGUAGACUUUGGGCCAGGGUUUGAAUUGUAUGGAUAAAAAUGCAGCUGGUCUGUAUUGGCAUUGCGUUACUCACUUGCUAUUGUAGGCAUUUGUAAGCCAAGUGCAAAGCCUUGGUCAAAUAUAACAAUACUGAUGGCGCAGGAAGUUAAAUGCUUGAGUAGGAAGUUGUAACAGUCCAUAUGUGAUUAAAAGGCCAAAGCUUUUAUUUACCCGAAGACGCAGUUUCCUACCAGAAGACAGGAAGGCUGCUCUCUCCCAAAUGAGUAUAGUGCAAAAAUUCCAUCCUCUAACCAAAACUGCAACUUGUGAUCUAGCUUUUAUAUGGAGCUAUUGUCUGUGGGGGGAGGCAGUGAUCAGAAAGGCAGCUUCCCCGGGGCGUAGUUCAUCACUUGUGCCCCAGGAAUGUUUGUGCUUCUCGUCUGUUUCCCUGAAUGUAGGGAAAGGCUGUGUGUAUGUUAAGGUAUGUAAUACGUUAGAGGAAACUGAGGCUUUUGUAUUUGCAUCCCGCCCCUCUUUGAAAAUUAGACUAACCUGAGCCUUGGGUGGAAUCUCUAACUUUUACUUUCCACUUGAGCGUCCUCCUUGAGCACUUGCUGCCACAUCUUGCUUUAACUCAUUAUGUUUGUUUUAAUGGCAAACAUGGCAAUAAAAUUGUCAUCUUUCUACAAAUCAGAAUCCUGCAUGAAGGAGCAGGGUAAGCCCUUCUUUCAGAAUUACAGUUCCUGUUACAGAUUAAUGUAGAUCCUGUUUCAGGGUUGUGUUCUUUUCACAUUUCAUGGGCCAGAGAUCAUUUGAGUAGUUUAGGCUCUACCACACUCGUGGUCAGUAAGUUGCUGUACGUGUCGUUAUGUACUUGAGGCUGUUACUUAUGGCAGACUUAACUUGCUCAUUAAGUAGUGACAAAGGCUAAAUAAACUCUCCUUUUUCUGAACUAUGUAUGGAACUAGGAAAGCUGGCAGUAUUACUCAUAUUCAUUACUGUUUGCAUAUAAAUGUACUUGUGUUCUCUCAGAUACUGUCUUAAGUGAUAGAAGUUCCAGCGUUUUCCUACCUGUUUUUUUUUUAGUCUAGUCCUACUGUAAAAUUCUUUUCUUGACAGCUCGGUUUUGCUCUUUGAAUUCAUCCUGAAACUGGUUUGCUAUAUUAUCUUAAUUUUUUUUCCUUGCUGUUCGUUGUCAGCUGAUGCUUGGCAGGGCACAAUGGCAUGAUUAGCUUUCAUCCCAAUGAUACGCAUUUCUCUCUGCUUGUUGAAUUUAGUUUAGUUUGGUUUUGAAAUAUUACACAAUCUUUUAAACUUUGUGUACAGGGAAUUUUCAAACUUUUUGCCUUAGCAACUGCAAAAGUGAUCUGUCUAGCUCUUGCCAGUGAACUUCUUGGAAAAAUGUUAAACAAAAAUGAAAAUUUAACUUAACAUUCUUUUUGGUUUUGGAAUGUAAAAUGUAGUUCGUGUCAAAUUAUAUAAUCUUAUGAACAAAGCGUUUCCUGAGAAUUGACUGACAGCCACCAACAGGACUGCUAAUAUACUUAAAGAAAAACUUACAUAGAGGUUAAAGGUACUUUGAAAGAGAAUACGUAUUUCUUGUUAAAUCAUACAAAGGUUUCAAGCCUUUCCAAAAUAUAUCUGAACUGAGUCAGAUUUCUUAGCAAGACCCUACUGUACAUGUUAAAAUACACAGUUUGAGAUGAGGAUUAAAUUGAUGGCCUCGGUUGCAAAUAAACUUAGGCCAGACUCUGAUUACAAGGUAAUUGCCAAUAUUAGCUACUUAAUGCUAAUUGCUUUGCUAUGUGAAAGUAACUGAAUAUUUUCCAAGAUACUUUUUGCAAAUUAUAAUGAAUUUUAAAAUGAACAGAAGAUAAUUUUGUUAAACAGAGUGGUGGAGUAAAUGCUAGAUGCAUUUAACACACUGGUCAUGACAAAAAAUGUGUUUUGGUGUUGCUUUUAUUAAUGGGAAGUUGGUAUUUUUAAGUAUUUUUCUACAAAAAUGUGUAUCUGCAAAGGUGGUACUUUAACAUUUUUCAAGAACUCCUAUUUUUAAAUGCUACAGACCAGAGACUGUUUACAUUGAGACUGAAGUUAGCUUUAAAAAAAUGCAAUGUAAGCUUUAAUUUUUAUAUUGUAAUAAUAACUUGCUGUCAACCUGUUUACAUAUUUGUAGGAGGGAAAGCUUCAUUAUGCAUUGACUUAUCUUGAUACUGUCUUUAAUAAAUGCUGCUUUGAGCAGGA
Molecule: messenger RNA, 4792 nt
Organism: Aptenodytes forsteri (emperor penguin)
Lineage: Eukaryota; Metazoa; Chordata; Aves; Sphenisciformes; Spheniscidae
Gene: REEP3
Product: receptor accessory protein 3
Exons: 8
Coding region: 83-811 (242 amino acids)
Biological process (GO): endoplasmic reticulum tubular network organization
Cellular component (GO): cytoplasmic microtubule; endoplasmic reticulum membrane; endoplasmic reticulum tubular network
Molecular function (GO): microtubule binding
Source: RefSeq, a predicted model, not a curated record